Molecule: messenger RNA, 864 nt
Organism: Staurois parvus
Lineage: Eukaryota; Metazoa; Chordata; Amphibia; Anura; Ranidae
Source: the annotation of a GenBank genome assembly
CAGGUCUCGGGCCCUCAGGCGGAGCGGCGGGCGCCGGACCCCCAGGCGGAGCGACAGGUCUCGUGCCCUCAGGAGGAGCGGCGGGCGCCGGACCCCCAGGCGGAGCGACAGGUCUCGGGCCCUCAGGCGGAGCGGCGGGCGCCGGACCCCCAGGCGCGAGCGACAGGUCUCGGGCCCCCAGGCGGAGCGGCGGGCGCCGGACCCCCAGGCGGAGCGACAGGUCUCGGGCCCUCAGGAGGAGCGGCGGCGAGCGCCGGACCCCCAGGCGGAGCGACAGGUCUCGGGCCCUCAGGCGGAGCGGCGAGCGCCGGACCCCCAGGCGGAGCGACAGGUCUCGGGCCCUCAGGCGGGGAGCGGCGGGCGCCGGACCCCCAGGCGGAGCGACAGGUCUCGGGCCCUCAGGCGGAGCGGCGGGCGCCGGACCCCCAGGCGGAGCGACAGGUCUCGUGCCCUCAGGAGGAGCGGCGGGCGCCGGACCCCCAGGCGGAGCGACAGGUCUCGGGCCCUCAGGCAGAGCGGCGGGCGCCGGACCCCCAGGUGGAGCGACAGGUCUCGGGCCCUCAGGCGGAGGGACAGGUCUCGGGCCCUCAGGCGGAGCGACAGGUCUCGGGCCCCCAGGCGGAGCGGCGGGCACCGAACCCCCAGGUGGAGAGCGACAGGUCUCGGGCCCUCAGGCGGAGCGGCGGGCGCCGGACCCCCAGGUGGAGCGACAGGUCUCGGGCCCUCAGGCGGAGCGGCGGGCACCGAACCCCCAGGCGGAGCGACAGGUCUCGUGCCCUCAGGAGGAGCGGCGGGCGCCGGACCCCCAGGCGGAGCGACAGGUCUCGGGCCCUCAGGCAGAGCGGCGGGCACCGAACCCCCAGG